Limanda limanda (common dab) is the source of this 1798-nucleotide messenger RNA. Its product is annotated as Allantoinase, mitochondrial. Gene Ontology annotation, molecular function: cobalt ion binding; allantoinase activity; zinc ion binding. Gene Ontology annotation, cellular component: cytoplasm. Lineage: Eukaryota; Metazoa; Chordata; Actinopteri; Pleuronectiformes; Pleuronectidae. The record is from RefSeq and is a predicted model, not a curated record. The transcript is spliced from 11 exons. Bases 80 to 1459 code for a protein of 459 amino acids. Gene Ontology annotation, biological process: purine nucleobase catabolic process; allantoin catabolic process.
UGAGGAACGGGGGGAGCUGCAGGCCACUCAUCUGCCAAGGGUGGGUCACAGUGUAGAGACAGAGUGAGUAGAAGCAGACAUGGAGCUGGGGUCGACUGUGACUGCUGUGAGGAGCCAGAGGGUCCUGAUAGGAGACCAUGUGUGUCCUGCUGUUGUCCUUAUAAAGGAUGGAAGAAUUCAUCAAAUCCUCACCGACAUCAACUCCUCUGCAGAUGUUGGAUGUGAGGUACUUGACGUCGGUGACAGUGUGGUGAUGCCCGGUAUUGUGGACAGCCAUGUCCAUGUGAACGAACCAGGACGCACCUCCUGGGAGGGCUUCUGGACAGCCACCAGGGCUGCUGCAGCUGGAGGGGUGACCACGAUUGUAGACAUGCCCCUAAAUAGCAUCCCUCCAACCACCACUCUGGAUAAUUUUCACGAGAAGCUGCGGGAGGCGACAGGGAAGUGUUUUGUGGACAUGGCCUUCUGGGGAGGUGUGAUUCCUAAUAAUCAACUUGAACUGCGGCCCUUGAUCCAAGCUGGAGUAGCUGGCUUCAAAUGUUUCCUCAUCCAUAGUGGUGUGGAGGAGUUUCCCCACGUGACUGUCUCGGAUCUACACAUGGCCAUGAAGCAGCUGCAAGGCACAGGAAGUGUCCUGCUGUUUCAUGCAGAGUUAGAUGUUGAGCAAACAGAGGAGACAGCUGACCCUCGUCAGUACUCCACUUUUCUCCAAUCCAGGCCAGAUGUCAUGGAGAUAGAGGCCAUUCGCACUGUCACAGAACUCUGCCUGCAGUACCAGGUGCGGUGCCAUAUUGUUCAUUUGUCCUCUGCCAAGUGUCUGAACCUGAUCCAGGAGGCGCGGCAGGCCGGGGCCCCGCUGACGGUGGAGACGACCCACCACUACCUGACCCUGUGUGCUGAGAACAUACCUGCAGGGGCCACGCAGUUCAAGUGCUGUCCUCCCAUCAGAGGAUCAGAGAACCAGGAGCAGUUAUGGUCAGCACUGAAAGCUGGGCAGAUUGACAUGGUGGUGUCUGAUCACUCUCCCUGCACCCCGGACCUGAAGAAGCUGGAUAGUGGAGACUUCGCUCAGGCCUGGGGAGGAAUUUCUUCACUGCAGUUUGGUUUGCCUCUGUUCUGGAGUUCAGCGAGAAAGAGAGGCUUCCAGUUGUGUGAUGUGACGAGGCUUCUCAGCCACAGAACAGCCCAGCUGUGCAGUCUUGACAGCCAGAAAGGCAGCCUGAGCCCCGGCUACGAUGCCGACUUGGUUAUAUGGGACCCAGAGACAGAAUUUGAGAUUCAAGAAGCAGGUAUACACCAUAAAAACAAGACAACUCCUUACCUUGGCACCACACUGCAUGGAGUGGUGUGUGCGACUAUCCUCAGAGGACGGCUGGUGUACAAGGAAGGCUCCUUCUGCCCCGAGCCUCUGGGCAAACACCUCCUCAUCCCACAGAAGGAAACUCAAACCCAGCUCUGAAGCAUUAACAUGACUGACUAUGAUUUCUGUCACACCUAUGAAACAUUUCUCACAGAUUUUCUGGGAACACCUGCUUGUUUGAUGGAUUGUUGAAGACAUGGUUGUAACGAGUAAUAAUGUCAGAGUCAGACUGUAUAUUAUAAUGUCACCAAUUUUUGAUCUGAACAAAGUUACUGAAACAUAAGUAAAUUCAAAGAAAGACUAUUUUUACUGAACUCUUCAUUUCAACAUGUUAUCUGAUUGUGUUAUUCAUGUCCUGAGAGUGUAUGUUUAGGGCAUAUGGAUCAAACUGACUUAAACAUAUAAGAGCUGGGAAUAGAAAUGCAUCCAUCAAUCUAU